Messenger RNA from Caenorhabditis briggsae, 1188 nucleotides. The transcript is spliced from 7 exons. Lineage: Eukaryota; Metazoa; Nematoda; Chromadorea; Rhabditida; Rhabditidae. The coding region runs from base 1 to 1188 and encodes 395 amino acids. The record is from RefSeq and is a predicted model, not a curated record.
AUGACCUUCGGCUCUGUUUUGUGUGAAAAGGCGAUCAGAUUUAUUCUGAAUGGAAUCAGACACUAUACACAUCCAGAAAACAUAGUGAAAUGGUGCGAAUUGGCUAAAACUGAAGCCAAUUAUGAUUCUAGUGCAAUCGCAUUUAGCCGUAGAUUAAAGGCAAGGUUGGACAGAAUAGAAGAUCUUCAAGGAUUUACGUUAAUGGAAAAGGUCCGACUCGUUUUCAUUUUCAGUAGGCCAGUGAGCCCUAGGUUCCACCAAAUACUGAAAGAUGCGAAUUGUAUUGUGAAUCUGACCGAUGAGAGAAAGAUUACGUUCUUUUGUUCUCCUGAUGGCAUUGUUCUCAAAUCUGAACAGUCAGUAAAUCAAAAAAAGUAUUUCAAAGGAAAACCGGAGAAUUAUAAAAAGAGAACGGUCGUUAAACCAGCAAUAAGAUCAUCUCAAAGUGUUCGAAAUCCACCGCUUCCUUCGAUUUCUCCGAUUAUUCCGAAUCCACCGGAGGUAGAUGACGUGGAAAUGGGAAACGAAGAAGAGGAGGCAGCUUCAGAGCAGAAACCAGAAAAAUUUGAUGGCUUAACACCGCCAGUGAAUAACGGUUCGAAUUUUCAAAACCAAGAUGCUCGAGCUAGAGAUCGGGUCAAUAGUCAAGCACAGAACUUCGUUCAAAACAACCGAAAUCGUGUGAAAAUGGAAGAUUUUGUGGAAGACAUGCAGCGAGCUCCACAAGAAUGGAAUCCGGAAGAAAAAGUUGAUAUACUGCUAUUGGAAACAAUCAGCCUUCUGAAAUUGGCAGAGCAAAUCGAAACACUUGCUUUUAAUAUUAAUCUAGAGGAAGGGUUUCAACAAAAAGCAUUGCGAGCAGUGCGUCUGUUCAAAGCCAACGAUCAGACGAUUACUAUUCAACAUUUCAAUAUAUUUUUCAACGCGAUUUUGACAAGCUUGAAGGCAGGAAGAAUUCAAAAUGCGACUAGAAAAUCAAUGCAGUUGAGUAGACUAUUCAAGCAUCUCCAGAGAACGUUGAUUCGUCCGAUAGGAGAAGAAUUAAUGGCGGAAGCUCUCGCAAUUCUCGACGAUGAGAUUGAGAUGCUUGGAGAGAGCAAAGACGAGGUUCUAUUAAAAACGGUUCAAAUCAAGCUGGACAGUCUCAUGAAUUUGGCCACCAACAGCUGGGCUGAUUUGUAUGAAUAA